UCUUCUCUUAAAUCCCCACGACGCCAACUCCGACCCUGCCCUUCCUUCCUUUCUUCCUUCAUUCUCUUCCUACAACCCUCCCAUCGCCGUCCCCAUUUUUUUUUUCACUUUCUCCGACCAACAUGAGGGAGAUCAUAAGCAUUCACAUUGGACAGGCUGGAAUUCAGGUUGGCAAUUCUUGUUGGGAGCUCUAUUGCCUUGAACAUGGCAUUCAGCCUGACGGUAUGAUGCCUAGUGAUACCUCCGAAGGUGUUGCACACGACGCUUUUAAUACAUUCUUUAGUGAGACCGGCUCAGGAAAGCAUGUGCCUCGGGCUAUAUUUGUUGAUUUAGAACCAACGGUGAUUGAUGAAGUUAGAACCGGAGCCUACAGGCAGCUCUUUCAUCCGGAGCAAUUGAUAUCUGGAAAAGAAGAUGCUGCCAAUAAUUUUGCUCGAGGACACUACACAGUUGGAAAGGAAAUUGUAGAUCUCUGUCUUGACCGGGUCAGGAAGUUGGCUGAUAACUGCACCGGGUUACAAGGAUUUCUAGUCUUUAAUGCUGUUGGUGGUGGCACUGGUUCUGGUCUGGGUUCGUUGUUGUUAGAGCGCUUGUCAGUAGAUUAUGGGAAAAAAUCAAAGCUCGGUUUCACGAUCUACCCAUCCCCUCAGGUUUCAACUGCUGUCGUGGAGCCUUACAACAGCGUUCUUUCUACCCAUUCUCUUCUUGAGCAUACGGAUGUUGCUGUUCUUCUAGACAAUGAAGCUAUAUACGACAUUUGUAGGAGAUCUCUUGACAUUGAUAGGCCUACAUAUACCAACUUGAAUAGAUUGAUAUCUCAAAUUAUUUCAUCCUUGACCACUUCAUUGAGAUUUGAUGGAGCCAUCAACGUGGACAUAACAGAGUUCCAGACGAACCUUGUACCAUAUCCUCGAAUUCAUUUCAUGCUCUCCUCAUAUGCUCCGGUUAUCUCAGCGGAGAAGGCUUACCACGAACAGCUAUCUGUACCUGAGAUCACAAAUGCAGUUUUUGAGCCUUCGAGCAUGAUGGCUAAAUGUGAUCCUAGGCAUGGAAAAUAUAUGGCUUGUUGCUUAAUGUACCGAGGAGAUGUUGUACCCAAAGAUGUCAAUGCUGCUGUUGCUACCAUUAAGACAAAGCGCACCGUGCAGUUUGUUGACUGGUGUCCAACUGGCUUCAAAUGUGGUAUCAACUACCAGCCUCCAACAGUUGUACCUGGUGGCGAUUUAGCGUUGGUGCAACGAGCUGUUUGCAUGAUCAGCAAUAAUACAGCAGUAGCUGAGGUGUUCUCUCGCAUCGACCAUAAAUUUGACUUGAUGUAUGCGAAGAGAGCAUUCGUUCACUGGUACGUCGGUGAGGGCAUGGAAGAAGGGGAGUUCUCAGAGGCUCGUGAAGAUCUGGCUGCUCUCGAGAAAGACUAUGAAGAAGUUGGUGCUGAAGGUGCGGAUGACGACGACGACCAUGAAGAUUACUAAGUGUGCAUGGUGCUUUUAUCCCCAUAAUUUCUUGUCUAGUGAAAGAAGAGCCUGUCGUUUUCCUUUCUAUAAGCAAUUCUGCUGUCUUGUAGUAAAUUUCGAUUCUGUAUCUUUGUGGCUCUUUGUAUGAAAUCAGGAAUAUUUACGCCAGUGUUUAGACUGAAAUUCUGUAUUGUCUUGAAUUGUGGAUGGAUCAAUAUUAUAAUAGAUAAUUUGUACAUUUUUUUUUUCUAA
Cucumis sativus (cucumber) is the source of this 1706-nucleotide messenger RNA. RefSeq names its product tubulin alpha-3 chain. Bases 123 to 1472 code for a protein of 449 amino acids. Gene Ontology annotation, cellular component: cytoplasm; microtubule. Gene Ontology annotation, molecular function: structural constituent of cytoskeleton; GTP binding. The transcript is spliced from 5 exons. Gene Ontology annotation, biological process: mitotic cell cycle; microtubule cytoskeleton organization. The record is from RefSeq and is a predicted model, not a curated record. Lineage: Eukaryota; Viridiplantae; Streptophyta; Magnoliopsida; Cucurbitales; Cucurbitaceae.